AAAAAAAAAACGAUUAGUUUCUCACUAGCUAAAGAAAAAAGUGUUUGUAUGGCCUGCUGCAGAUUUUUAAAUCCGCAUUUAAUGAAAACGGUCGAUUUUCCCUCGUCGGUGUGGUUAAGUCGAGGCGAGGACAGAAUAAGAAACGCAAAUUUUGGUGCGCAGAACCAAACCAACUGCGAGUUAUAACAUGUAGGAUUUGUGUAUUUUAACAGUGUUUUGUGUUGAAUUGUUUGUUUGGGGGUAUUAUACAUCCGGGCAAUGUUAUGAAUUAACCUAAUAAAAAAAAAAAAAAAAAGAAUGUUAUGUUUUGUACAAUAUUUGUUUUUAGUUGUUUGCCAACAACCGUAACUUUCUUCAAAGCGCUUUUGUAAUGAAACGCGAUACUCUUUAACUGGAAGCAAGGUAACCAAACGCUGGUGUGACUGUCGGGUUUGGAAAGCGCACGGAAUCGCGCUGUCCGGUUAGGUUUGUAAGUUUUAUGACCUCAAUUUAUUUUAUUUUUUUUUAAGUAACGCCAGAUUUCAGCCUGAGCAACAUGUCCGAGCCUCGGGGUGCAGCCUUCGGGGUGGAAGCAGACGACCCGCCCGGGUGUCGUCCUGAUCGGGAGGCAGCCGACAUGUGGAACCCUGAUAAACUGCUGCAGUGUCCUUACGAUAAGAAUCACCUGAUCCGAGCGCUGAGGUUCCCUUACCAUCUCGUCAAGUGCAGCAAGAACCACCCAAAGCUGGCCCAGGAACUCAAGUCUUGCCCUUUCAACGCCCGUCACCUCCUCCCCAGAAGCGAGCUGAGUCACCACAUCGCCAACUGCGUGGACCGGUGCAUCAUCGGCGAGGACAGCUUGGUCGAGAACGCGCAUGACAAGAAGUGGCAAGUGCCCGUGAGCACAUGGCAAAACCCAAGCGUUGAAGAGGACUGGGAUGAAGAAGUGGAUAACUCCUCUUGCAAGCCGUUUGUCUGGGGUAUUGAUACAGUUUCUAUCCUAGAGAGCAGGCCUGAGCCUAGUGCAAGCAGCAGCUUGCCAGCAGGACUGCGAGUGCCCAGAACCCUGCCUUGGAAGAACUGUAAGUGUCGGUUUUAACACAAUGCAGGGUUCAGUCUCCUCUGGGUAUUCCUGAGGGAGCGUUUGCAUUGGCUCUCCUGCAGAGGAGGGAGGCUAAGCCACUGGUGUUACUGACCCCUACUGGCCCGGUGAGCUCGUAGCAGGCACCAGCAGGGGUCUUCAGUUCCCAGCAGCUUGCUGACCUCUGCUCUAGAACUCCCGGGUGUAAAGAGUUUGGUUUUGGUGCUGGGAGUGGAGGAUGCUCCUUGACCGUCGAUUUUUCCUGAGCUGUUGUGGGGGGUCUGCUGCACUGAGGGCACAUCAUUGGACAGUCUACGUUUGGGAUAAAAGGGGAGGUAAAAUUAACUGGGCACUCAAACAAGAAUAUUUGAUGCAGUGCAAUUCAUAGUGAAUGUAUUCUAAGCAUUCUGUGUGCUAAAACUUUACUUUUGUUUUUUAUAGGAGAGUUCUCUCUGGAAACAGCUGUUGGCAGUUCCCAUCCUGGUGUUUUGAGUUGUUAUUAUUAUUAGAUAUUGUAUUGUUUUAUGGUGUGUUAAGUAGCUAAACUGAACAACUCCUAGACUGAGUUGUUAUGUUUAAA
Polyodon spathula (Mississippi paddlefish) is the source of this 1640-nucleotide messenger RNA. RefSeq names its product gametocyte-specific factor 1-like. The record is from RefSeq and is a predicted model, not a curated record. The transcript is spliced from 6 exons. Lineage: Eukaryota; Metazoa; Chordata; Actinopteri; Acipenseriformes; Polyodontidae. Bases 536 to 1078 code for a protein of 180 amino acids.